UAGUGAGUUGUUUAACCACUAGACUGACAAUCUGUGGUGGAGGUAACAGAUCUGGAGUAAAAGCAUCAAAGUCCCCUGUUUUCCUGCAUUCGUUGAAUCUUGAAUAUCUUGAACCUCUUCUGCGACGCUUAACCUCCUUAUUCAGACGCUAUAUCGACCGUCGCAGUAACAAUAAGAAACAGCCCCGGUCUCAGCCUUGGCACCCCCCCGCGAAACACUACACAUCUCCAACCAAAGGAGCCUAGAGAGUGCCCCCCGACGCCAAUUGUCUCAUCCCAACCACGAAACCCGCUGCGAUUCUCCUCUGUAACGUUUCAACUUCCGCUGGCAACUUCGUAGCAUCUCGGCAUCCACAUCUUCCGUACCCGAUCUGGCAACUCGAUACCUCCUUGUACCCGUUUAAACAGAUCCCCAGCGCAUCAGAUUUCGGAUCACGGUUCCUACUAUAGCCUUGAUAUUCUUGGCCGAGCCUGUCGACUUUUGCAACGAAAAAAAAAUUCACUUUAUGAACCUGGUCCUUCCUGCGAUCUCAUCCGAACCUUUCUUCAUCUCUCUUUUCUCGGGUCGCUAUUGUUUGUUACUCAGCGUCCUCGCCAACAUUCCCUAAACCCCUCCCCGGGCUUCUCAGCCACGACUUUCGCUUCAUCUCGCUGCUGGAUCAGUCUCUUAUUCUGUUUUACUAUUUUUAAGGGUUUUUGGAUAAUUUACUCGAUAUCUCACUCUCUCUAUCGAGCGUAAAUCCUCUAUAGUCCUGUCGCCGGCCGACCUUGACUUUUCUUUCUUAAUUAACACUCGACACAUACCGCAACGAUGGGUUCACAUAUCGGAUUCCUCGAAUUAAUAAAGAAGCAGUUUACCGCCAGUAAACUCUUCUUCCACUUUCUUUUCUGGACUUUUCACUGGGGUAUUUUUGCCUAUGGUUGGUGGAAGCAAGCCGCAGAUGCCAGACUGGCAGGUCUCAACACACUCAAAUUCUCAGUAUGGAUCUCACGAGGUGCUGGUCUAGUUCUUAGCGUCGAUUGUAUGCUUAUCCUGCUCCCUGUAUGCCGAACCAUCAUGCGUUGGGUCCGACCCAAGAUUCGAUUCAUUCCACUCGACGAGAAUCUCUGGAUGCAUCGCCAACUCGCCUAUUCCAUCCUUCUCUUCACCUGCCUUCACACAGGCGCCCACUACGUCAACUUCUAUAACGUCGAGUUGACUCAGAUUCGACCUGUCUUGGCUCUUCAGAUUCACUAUGCUCAGCCUGGUGGAAUCACUGGUCAUGUCAUGCUUCUCUGCAUGUUGCUGAUGUAUACGACCGCUCACGCUCGCAUCCGCCAGCAGUCAUUCGAGACGUUCUGGUAUACCCACCAUCUCUUCAUCCCGUUCUUCCUCGGUCUUUACACCCAUACCGUUGGAUGUUUCGUGCGCGACACACCUGAGGCCAUCUCACCAUUCGCGGGUGACGAGUUCUGGGAGCACUGUAUUGGUUAUCUUGGAUGGCGAUGGGAGCUCUGGACCGGUGGUUUCUACCUUCUUGAGCGUCUGUGGCGUGAGGUUCGUGCUCGACGUGAGACCAAGAUCACCCGAGUUGUUCGCCAUCCUUAUGAUGUGGUUGAGAUCCAGUUCAACAAGCCUUCCUUCAAGUACAAGGCUGGUCAGUGGCUCUUCCUCCAGGUACCCGGGCUCUCCAAGUACCAGUGGCACCCUUUUACCAUCACUUCGUGCCCCUUUGACCCUUAUGUGUCUGUCCACGUUCGCCAAGUUGGUGACUUCACUCGAGAGUUGGGUGAUGCGCUCGGUGCUGGUGCUGCCCAGGCUAAGCUCUACGACGAUGUUGACCCUAUGGGUAUGUACGAGGUUGCCCUUCAGAACGGUGAUCAGAUGCCAGCCCUCCGAAUCGACGGCCCUUACGGUGCCCCUGCCGAAGAUGUAUUUGAGAACGAAAUCGCUGUGCUUAUCGGUACCGGUAUUGGUGUCACUCCUUGGGCCUCUAUCCUCAAGAACAUCUGGCAUCUCCGCAACUCGCCCAACCCUCCCCGCCGACUUCGACGUGUCGAGUUUAUCUGGGUGUGCAAGGAUACUGGUUCAUUUGAGUGGUUCCAGACUCUCCUGUCAUCUCUAGAAGAGCAAUCUAACGAAGCGGCACGCAUGCCUGGAAGCUCGGGCGUCGAGUUCCUCAAGAUUCACACCUAUCUCACACAGAAGCUGGAUAUCGACACUGCUCAAAACAUCGUACUCAACAGUGUCGGCGCUCAGAUGGAUCCCCUCACAGAACUACAAUCACGAACAAACUUUGGUCGCCCUGAUUUCCCUCGUCUGUUUACUACCAUGCGAAACGGUAUCUUGGACCGAACAUACCUGAACGGUCUAGAGUCUCAUAUUAGGACGACAGUUGGUGUUUACUUCUGUGGUCCAUCAUCAGCCGCUCGUGAUAUCAAGACGGCUUGUAAAGCAGCCACAGUUCCUGAUGUGGAGUUCCGAUUCUGGAAGGAACACUUCUAAGCUCGCGAUCGUUUUGAAUAGCUUCUUCUUAAUUUCAGGAUACCAUCAAAUACAAUUUAUUUGCAUACACCACCAGAUAGCCUGAACGCUUAAUCAUCUAGCGGUUUUGAAACUUCUAAAAUCAAGAAACUUGACCCCUUG
This is a messenger RNA of Fusarium verticillioides 7600, 2625 nucleotides long. RefSeq names its product NADPH oxidase. The record is from RefSeq and is a predicted model, not a curated record. Gene Ontology annotation, biological process: defense response; superoxide anion generation. Lineage: Eukaryota; Fungi; Ascomycota; Sordariomycetes; Hypocreales; Nectriaceae. Bases 811 to 2484 code for a protein of 557 amino acids. Gene Ontology annotation, molecular function: superoxide-generating NAD(P)H oxidase activity. The transcript has 3 exons. Gene Ontology annotation, cellular component: plasma membrane; NADPH oxidase complex.